GUCGGGAAGACCCCUUGGUGCGCCGGUUUCUGACGAUCGUGCGGAUGGGGCUGAGCAGGACAACAACAAGAAUGAGAAGUUCGCGGACGACGACUCUCAACAACCAAUUGGUGAGAGCGUGCCUGCGCCUGCAGUGGAAAUCUUGUCGGUAGAAACUACGGCUGAACCGGCAGCGAUGCUUGUGGAUGAUACGCAUACAGCGGAGCCGGUAGUACUGCAAUCUGCAGAAAAAACAGAGUCUGUGUUGGUUUUAUCUGAAUACGAGACAGCAUCGAAGGCAACCGCGGCAGGACCAGCAGACAGAGCAGAACCGGAAGUGGAGGAAUCGUCAUCGGCGGCUUCAACGCUUGCGACAUCUGCAGAUACUGUCGUGGUGGCCACGGAAACUGAUCAAGCAAAAGACGAGGUCGUAGUCGAAAAGUACGAAUUUACACCAGUGGAGGUGGCCGACGUGUGCACGAGCUUGGAGUCGAGUAAAGAGCGGGAAGUUGAGGUUAACGAAAAUGACAGUGCCUACGCGCAUCUGCCUGAAGAACAUCAUCACGAUGAAAACAUGACAGAGGCAAUUCGAGAUGCUGUAGCACCACCGGCUGCUGUUGUAAUAGACACGACUUCUGUCGUCGAGACACAAGAGCCUGUCCUACCGAACACGUCCAGAAGCACAGCGCAAGACAUGUCUUCACAGGUUGCUCCGCUCUCAGAGGCCAAUGUUAGAAGUAUUGAAACAAAAGCUACCGCAUCAAAGACAUCGGAAAUCGUCGCGGAAAAGCCAGCGGCGCAGGUGCCAAAAGCAGCUUUGCAAGACGAUGACGUGGCGAGCCUUUUAUCGUCUAGCGUCGAAGCCAUAGAAGAAGAAGUGAUGGAAGAUAUGGAUCCCUUUCGUAUAGAGGAGCUGAGCGACAGUCCGAAGAACACCGCCCAAGAUGAAACCAAGAACGCUGUUGAAAAUAAAACACAAGACUUACAUGUGGUUGAUAGUGCAGGAGGAGAUAAAGUAGAUAAAAGAGCUGAUUCCGGAGCUGCCGUUUCUUCUGCGCCUUCGAAUCCUGAAGCUGUACCAGUCUCUCACGACGUCGACGAGGGUGUAGAACAGCAGGUCGUAGAAGUGCCGCCGACAGACACGAUAGAAGUAACAGAGUGUGUUUCUCCGGGAAAAAGUACAAACCAAAAGUCAGACUCGGAGGUUGAGAAUGCUUCUGUCGAAAAAGGAAAAGGGCUCUCGGCUGUACUAAGAAAGAUUCCUGUGUCAGCCUCGAGUGGAGCUCCAGAUAGGCUUGAGGAUGCGCAGGCUGUUGCGAUGGGUCCUUUUUCAGCCGACCCGAUAUCUGCAAUAUCUGACCAGUCUGACGAAGACGUAAGACCUGAUUUCAACAUGAUGACAUCAAAUGAUCUGGAUACCACGUCGAAAGAAUCCCUGCUCGAGGAUCUCAACAGUGCUCAGCCAGAAAGUGGCAGCUGUGCCAAAGACUAUAACGUUUUGGCUCAGACUUCGAGACUCAAGCAGCCUAUUCCCCUUGUUACAAACCACGAACGAUUUUGUAACAAAAUGCAUGAUUGUAUUACCGCUUCAGCAGGAGUCGAGGAAGUUGGAGACCUUGCUGUGCAUGCACUGAGCAAAGACGAGAACGUGAAAAAUCACAGCACAAACAUAAAUCUGGAUGAUAGCCUAGCAUUCGCUGCGUUGGAGGAGGUAGCCGGACGCAAUAUUGAGCCAGUACUAACCACUGCUGAUACAACAUCUUCACGUGAUUUUAGUUCUAGAGCUAGAGAGUCACCCUCCGCUUCCUCUAGUAACCAGGUCCUAGUCGAGGACGCGUCAUAUCAUGGAAAUGCCAGUGUAGCGGGAACAUUUUAUACAGCGAGUAUUGGUUCAAAUCGCGACAGCUUCGGUCUUGGUGGCGAAGAGCAAACGCCUAGACAAAACACAAGCCAAGCAGGGGAUGAGUUCGUGGAUGCGGUAGGCGACUUUGCCGAUGUCGUAGAAGAGCAGAGUGGCUCGCCAGAAGAGAAUUAUGGUCGUGACAACAACUUCUUUGUCGGGAGUAAUCCCUUCCGAUAAAGGUACUCUAGAAGUAUGACAUCACGGUGGAAGAUGCUGACUCAUACUUUGACAACACUCGACUCGGUAAUGAUAGUGAUCCUGAUAGGUAUCUUCGGGAUCUGGAUUUGGGGAUAAAAAGAUUGAAAACUAAAGAUGAAAUGCGCAGUGAUUUUCUGUUACACACAACUUACAAAGAAAAUAUACGCUUUGCGCACAAAAAGUGAUUUGAUACGACUGAUUAACAGAAGUAAGAGCUUUGAACAAACCUGUCAUCUUUUGUGGUACCUACAAAUUCGAAUGCGAUCCCCCUAUAUUCUUGACCCGCUGCUCCUGUAAUGCUCUUUUGAUAUUCCUAGAAGACCCACCCGUGUUAGUGUUUUGCGCCAUAAUUAUGGAACAUCAUCCACAAAGACCGAUUAUAUCUAGUGACGCACUCGCACGAACUCCCCAAAGGCAAGGAUCUGUUGC
This is a messenger RNA of Amoebophrya sp. A25, 2509 nucleotides long. The record is from the annotation of a GenBank genome assembly. NCBI's taxonomy places the organism in Eukaryota, Dinophyceae, Syndiniales, Amoebophryaceae.